AUGCAGAACGGCACGGAAGGAAGCAACUUCUACAUUCCCAUGUCCAACCGGACUGGGCUUGUAAGGAGUCCUUUUCUAUACCAACAGUACUACUUGGCGCCUCCAUGGCAAUACUAUUGUCUUGCCUUCUAUGUUUUCUUCCUGAUCUGUUUUGGAUUCCCCAUCAACGGGCUGACCUUGUAUGUCACAGCCACAAACAAGAAGCUUCGGCAACCCCUUAACUUCAUCCUGGUCAACUUGGCUGCAGCUGGAAUGAUAAUGGUCCUCUUUGGAUUCACCAUCACCAUCACAUCUGCUCUUAACGGUUACUUCAUCUUUGGGCCAAUGGGCUGUGCUAUUGAGGGCUUCAUGGCUACACUUGGAGGUGAGGUUGCCCUGUGGUCUCUGGUAGUGCUGGCUGUCGAGAGAUACAUUGUGGUCUGCAAGCCCAUGGGCAGCUUCACGUUCACCUCCACCCACGCUGGUGCUGGUGUUGCAUUCACCUGGAUAGCUGCUAUGGCUUGUGCUGCUCCCCCACUGGUUGGCUGGUCCAGGUACAUCCCAGAGGGCAUGCAGUGCUCAUGUGGACCUGACUACUACACCUUAGCCGAAGGCUUCAACAAUGAAUCAUAUGUGAUCUACAUGUUUACCUGCCACUUCAUAUUGCCAGUCUGUAUGAUCGCCUUCACUUAUGGAAGUCUUGUCCUCACAGUCAAAGCGGCUGCAGCUUCCCAGCAGGACUCAGCAUCUACCCAGAAAGCUGAGAAGGAAGUGACACGUAUGUGCGUCCUGAUGGUUUGUGGUUUCAUGAUCGCCUGGACUCCCUAUGCCAGCCUUGCUGCCUGGAUCUUCUUCAACAAAGGAGUUGCUUUCACUGCCCAGUCCAUGGCUAUACCUGCAUUCUUCUCCAAGAGCUCAGCUUUGUUCAACCCCAUUAUCUAUGUGCUGAUGAACAAACAGUUCCGUGGCUGCAUGCUGGCCGCUGUAGGGAUGAAAGCAGAAGAAGAUGAGACGUCAGUGUCAGCAAGCAAGACAGAAUGGUCUGUGGUCACCACCUGCAGAAUCACUCCUUUUUUGGGGGUGUCUUGCUAAUUGCCUAUAAUUUCCACCUUUUGUCUAUUCCAUUUGCACAACAGCAUGUGAAAUUUAUUGUCAAUCAGUGUUGCUUCCCAAGUGGACAGUUUGAUUUCACAGAAGUGUGAUU
Molecule: messenger RNA, 1183 nt
Organism: Salvelinus fontinalis (brook trout)
Lineage: Eukaryota; Metazoa; Chordata; Actinopteri; Salmoniformes; Salmonidae
Product: green-sensitive opsin-2-like
Exons: 6
Coding region: 1-1071 (356 amino acids)
Biological process (GO): phototransduction; G protein-coupled receptor signaling pathway; visual perception
Cellular component (GO): photoreceptor outer segment; membrane
Molecular function (GO): G protein-coupled receptor activity
Source: RefSeq, a predicted model, not a curated record